AUGGGUGAUCUUCAAGUCAUUGGAGGGAUUAAGAAGCUCAACAAUCAGAACUACAAAACUUGGUCAACAUGCAUGAUGUCUUACAUGCAGGGCCAAGAUUUGUGGGAAGUUGUGAGUGGUUGUGAAAUUACACAACCAGAGGCUGAAGAUGCAAGCGGUACUCUACGCAAAUGGAAGAUAAAGGCAGGCAAAGCAAUGUUUGCUUUGAAAACUACAAUAGAAGAAGAUGUGCUGGAACAUAUUCGAGAUGCCAAAAUUCCUCAUGAAGCUUGGAAUACAUUUGCCAAGCUAUUUUCCAAGAAGAAUGACACAAAACUCCAACUACUGGAGAGUGAACUGCUGUCAGUAGCUCAACGUGAGCUUCCUGUUGCCCAGUUCUUUCAUAAAGUGAAGACUUUAUGCAGAGAGAUUUCUGAAUUGGAUACAGAAGCUCCAAUUGGUGAAACCAGGAUGAAAAGAAUAAUCAUUCAUGGUUUACGUCCAGAAUUCAGAAGCUUUGUUGCUGCAGUACAAGGAUGGCAAAACCAACCAUCACUUGUUGAGUUUGAGAAUUUGCUUGCUGGACAAGAAGCCUUAGCUAAGCAAAUGGAGGAGCUUCAACCAAGGGUGAAGAGGAAGCACUCUACGUCAGCAAAGGCAGCAGGAACUUUAAGCAGUGUGGAAAUGGUGGAGUGA
Vitis riparia (riverbank grape) is the source of this 675-nucleotide messenger RNA. RefSeq lists its product as uncharacterized. The record is from RefSeq and is a predicted model, not a curated record. The coding region runs from base 1 to 675 and encodes 224 amino acids. Lineage: Eukaryota; Viridiplantae; Streptophyta; Magnoliopsida; Vitales; Vitaceae. The transcript has a single exon.